GCCCCGCCUCCCGAUGAUCCCGCCCCACUGCGCACGCUCGCGCCCGGUCAGUUACUGCUGCAAGAUUCACCAGGCCUCGGCGGGAUGGACGAUUUCUCCUCAGGAGGCCCGGCCGGAGGGAAGGUGGACUCGGGGAUGAUUAUGGAGCAGGUGAAAUUGCAAAUCGCCGUGGCAAACGCCCAGGAACUCCUACAGAGAAUGACUGAUAAAUGUUUCAGGAAGUGUAUUGGCAAACCAGGAAGUUCACUGGACAACUCUGAACAGAAAUGUAUAGCUAUGUGUAUGGAUCGAUACAUGGACGCCUGGAAUACAGUAUCACGAACAUACAACUCCAGACUACAGCGAGAGCGUGCACAAAUGUAACUGCAGAACAAACGAACAAGGCUUGAACUAUACUCAUCCAAUCUGGGAGAGAGAAGAACUCAAGCAAGGGAGGGAUGUAUAACACAAAGUGCUGCAUAUAUUUCAGAAAAGUUGCUAACCUGCCUAGGUUCUAAAACAAUUGUGUCAACCUGUAUUCUGUGGACUUAAUUAUGAUGAUAAUAAAAGUACAUUAUAUUGAA
Molecule: messenger RNA, 563 nt
Organism: Carcharodon carcharias (great white shark)
Lineage: Eukaryota; Metazoa; Chordata; Chondrichthyes; Lamniformes; Lamnidae
Gene: timm13
Product: translocase of inner mitochondrial membrane 13 homolog (yeast)
Exons: 3
Coding region: 85-363 (92 amino acids)
Source: RefSeq, a predicted model, not a curated record